GUGUCAAUUUGACGACGGCGCGAGGUUUGAAAAGUGACACGUCGGUGGUGUUUGAAUCACCACAACUGGGGCUCAUUUACUUAUCCACUGUGUCAAAGACGCUCAGAGGGGUGACUGAUUUGUUAUUGCAAGGGUGGGCGACAAAUUUGGUGAUAGAAAACAGCCCCCUUGUCAUGGCAGACGUGUCCGUGGAUGUGUCGGGGGUGAUGUCGCCCCCUGAAAAUUCACCACGGACCCCGUUUUCAAGUUUUCUGCAAGUUCCGACCCAAAUACCGGACCCGAAAGAAUGGUUUAGUAAACAAAGACAAAACGUGCGUCCCUGGCUAUUAUUCAUACAAACUUCCAACUUCAAGACGCCCCCUUCAGUCCCAAGACUCAGCAAACGAAUUAUGAGAAACAUCGAGUACUUCCAGAGCAAUUAUUUAUUUGUUUUCCUCGGUUUGGUUGUUUAUUGCUUAAUAACCUCGCCUUUGAUUCUAUUCGCCCUUGCUGGGACUUUUUACGCAGGCUACAAGCUUAACAAAAGGCACCAAGAGAAGAAAAUCGUGCUUUUUAAAAAAGAAUUGACUUUGGCACAAGUUUAUGGAGUGGUAGCACUAUGUUCCAUGCCAGUUUAUUACAUGGUGGGGGCCCACGGGGCCAUGUUUUGGGUCCUAGGAGCCUCAUUUUUCCUUAUUACUUUACAUGCCUCGUUCUACAACAUCGACGCUGUGAUCGCGCAAGGAGAAGACGGUUUUCCGCUCUUAGAACAAGUCUAAUUUUGUACAAUUUUAUUAAAUGUUUUACCCGC
Tribolium castaneum (red flour beetle) is the source of this 790-nucleotide messenger RNA. RefSeq lists its product as uncharacterized. Gene Ontology annotation, cellular component: Golgi apparatus. Lineage: Eukaryota; Metazoa; Arthropoda; Insecta; Coleoptera; Tenebrionidae. Bases 174 to 758 code for a protein of 194 amino acids. The transcript has 4 exons. The record is from RefSeq and is a predicted model, not a curated record.